Molecule: messenger RNA, 3525 nt
Organism: Dermacentor albipictus
Lineage: Eukaryota; Metazoa; Arthropoda; Arachnida; Ixodida; Ixodidae
Source: RefSeq, a predicted model, not a curated record
UUCAGACGUGCUGCGCAUCGGCUCGGCCAAUUCUCGGCCGUAGCCACGGAUAACUUCACGGUACGCCACCAAAUUUGUUACCAUCUGAUAAAGCAAGUCACCCGGCGCACGUGGACACCGAUUUCAACCAGGUGGGCCGGUUUUCGGCAAUUUUAGAGCAGUUUUUCACCCCGCCACGUGGGCGACGCCGUCCAGCCUGACGGCGACGCCGAUGCCCGGCGGCGUGGAGACUGCUUCCCGAUCAAUAUGGCCGUCUCUACGCUAACCCAGCGUGGCUACGACCCGGACGCGAUGUCCUGGACGACGGUUCCGACGACUGAGGAGCCCAAUUCUGCGAUUCCUUCGAAUAUUCGAAGCCAAGCUCUCCUCAACGCGGCCGCUCGCCGCUUGCAAGAGAAAGCCAAGAUGGUAGCGCCUGCCGCCGCCCCGGCGUCCGGCAACCCAGCGGGCAAGACGCAGCCUCCUGCCUCGAACGCUGCAGGAAGCAAGGGCAAGGUCUUCACGAAGUGGAAGCCUCGCCCGCUACUAAAACCGAACCCGGAUGACUACGUGAUCGUUGUAAAGCCACGCGAGCAUAUUUCCUUGCACGAAGCCUUCUCCGAGAAUCGCUACGGGACCGCUUUCACGGCUUACCUCGGGUCCGAGCGGGCAGAGACCGCAUCGAUUCUCCCUUCGAGAGAACAAAAUUUGAUUGUGAUCCAUACCCCGGACCUCGAGACGGCGGACCGAGUGAUAGGGGAUUUUUCCGUCAACACCGAACGCGGAGCGGUCCCGCUCCACGGAUACCUACGGCAAGAUGGCGGAAACGUUUGCCACGGUGUCAUCGUGGUGUGCAACUCGGACACGACGGAGACACUUCAGCAAAAGGUGCGUUGGAGAGCAGGCACCAUUGUUGAAGUGAGAAAAUUUGGCACAUCGAACAAAGCGCGUGUUACCUUCGCCGGAAAGGACAAACCGCGUUUUGUUCACUAUGACAACAUGGUGGUACCCGUCCAACCCUACUACCGUACAAUCCCGGCCUGCGGCAAGUGCGGUGCUGUCGGCCAUAGGAUGGUUGCAUGCCCAAACCUGAGACAGGACACUUGCGGUCUGUGCGGGCAACAGAUUCCACUCGUGGAGGGGGUGCGGGCCCCUCACGAAUGCGUGCCCAAGUGUUCAGUGUGCGGUGGUGGACACGUCACGAACUCCCGCGAGUGCACUGCAAAGUUCCGGAACUCCAAGACAGCCGCCCAAAAGGGCGGCAAGACCAUAACGGCGGUCAAGAAAAAACACCGCCAUCUUGAGCUUCCCGGUGGGCCGCCGCACCGGGACGUCACCAAGACCGGCAAGCCAGCGCCCACUGCCGGAGAAGCCGGGAGGCAAUCUACGGCGCCACCACACGGCGUGGCUGGGGCCUGGGCCGACGCCGUCAAAAAAGGAAAACAGGUGAGCGGCGCGGGCAGGGCUGCUUCCUCGUCCCCUCCCUCUACUCCUCCUGCGGCGCUCAGCGCCGAACAAAACAUGAUCGCGGCUCUCCAGGCGCAAAAUGAGAUGCUGCUAAAGAAAAUUACAGCGCUCGAAGCAAAAAUGACGCAACCCCUCCCUAGCCCCGCAGUAGAAGUAAUGGAAAGUGAGAGAGAAGCGCCGGCGGAGGCACCUAGCGCGGUAGCCGCUCUCGAGGCCCGGAUCAACGCCCUCGAGGCCCGUAUGGACAGCCGGAUUUGCGCUCUUGAAACCCAAAUCUCCGCAGCCAUGAAUGCCGCGAUUGCCAAAUUGACAGAGAUGAUUCCCUCUCUCAUAACUCAACAAAUCGCGCAAACCUCUCGCACCACCCGGCGAGCCGGCCCAAUUAAAGACGUGUCCGGCCGGUACCCCAAAAUGUUUCGACGACAACUCGAUUUAGAUGAUGAAGACAGUUGCUCACUCUCCGGAAUGGAGGAUGCUCCCCUCCCCUGGAACUGUCGAGGUUUCAAGGCCCACGCUAAGCGGGCCAACCUACGAUUUUUCCUCACAACAUUCGAGCACCUUCCUGCUGUGGUAGCCCUCCAGGAGCCAGGGAGCGGCGCCACACUUACAAAUUACACUACGUUUCAGCAGGACCCCCUCUCCUGUAUCUGCGUGCAUAAAAAUUACACGGCCAACUUCGUUGACCUUGACCUCAAAACAGAAUUCUCGUACGUGAUGGUGACCCUCCUUCCGCUACGAGAACAGGACCCACCACUACACGUUCUCAACAUUUAUUGUUCCCCUAAGUUAGCCAACAUCACUUUCGCAGACCUUUUUAGCCGCGCCUUAAAGGCUGCGGGCAGGGAUCCCCUAGUGAUCGUGGGCGAUUUCAACGCCCCCAGCACACUUUGGGGAUACGCGCGUGAGGAGAAACGUGGACGUAAGCUGGCGGAACUUAUGUCCACGCUGGGCCUUACUCUCCACACCGACCCUGCCCACCCAACUCGCGUGGGUAACUCCGUGACCCGGGACACGUGUCCGGACCUAACCCUCACCAAAAACAUUCAAUAUGUAGACUGGGUCAACACCGAAGAAACCCUCGGUAGCGACCACUGCAUACUCAAUACAACUAUUCGCACCCAUCCAUUGGCAAGACCUUUCGCACAGGCAAAAUUGCCCGAUUGGACCAAAUUCCAACAAACAUACACCAACUCGACCCCCAUUCAGGAGCAAGGGUACCGCGUCUGGUCCCAGCAAUUGGUUUCCACCCUUCGCUCCACGGAAACUCAAAUUCAACUCUCAGAGGCGACCCCGGAGGUGGACAACCACCUCCUUCACCUCUGGGAGGCCCGGCACAGCCUUGUCCGCCGAUGGCGCCGGCAAAAACACAAUCGGAAACUCAAAAUUCGCAUCGCUGAGCUCACCCAACGAGCGGCAGAGUACGCGGCCCAACUCGCUGACUCUAACUGGGUGGACCGGUGCAACACGGCCGCGCGACAAAUGUCCAGCCGGAGUACGUGGCGCCUCUUCCGCGCCCUAAUCGACCCCACCCAAACUCGAGCAGAAACACAAAAACAUCUCCAACGAGCCAUUCACUGCUUCGAUGGAGACACUUCAAAAUUGGCAUGCAAACUCCGAGAUCAAUACCUCUGUACUCAGCAGGACCCCCGAGGGCCCGCGUACUCGUAUGCAGGUUCCGAGAACGCGGAGAUGGACCAACCGUUCCAGCUGCACGACCUGAAGGCGGGCCUAGCAAAAAUGAAGCGAGGAACGGCACCGGGACGGGAUAAAAUUACAGUCAAAUUACUUGCCAACCUUCCCGACUCUGCCUACUCCACACUCCUCGCUUACAUGAACUCCAUUUGGAUCGGGGAAACACCCCUCCCACUUGAUUGGAAGACCGCUCUGGUCACCUUCAUUCCCAAAGCUGGUAAAGCCAUCAACACAGACAACCUCCGCCCCAUCUCCCUUACUUCUUGUGUGGGAAAAUUAAUGGAGACGAUGGUGCGCGACAGGCUGUCUGAGUUUCUGGAGAACAAAAAUGUUUUCGCCGACACCAUGUUCGGAUUCCGCCCACACCGGGGGCCUUCGACAACGUGA